Vicia villosa (hairy vetch) is the source of this 3349-nucleotide messenger RNA. Its product is annotated as probable apyrase 7. The transcript is spliced from 2 exons. Gene Ontology annotation, molecular function: nucleoside diphosphate phosphatase activity. Gene Ontology annotation, cellular component: membrane. Gene Ontology annotation, biological process: nucleoside diphosphate catabolic process. NCBI's taxonomy places the organism in Eukaryota, Viridiplantae, Streptophyta, Magnoliopsida, Fabales, Fabaceae. The coding region runs from base 274 to 1956 and encodes 560 amino acids. The record is from RefSeq and is a predicted model, not a curated record.
AUCAAAUGCUACUAAAGAUUUGAAAUAGUGAAAUUUCCACGACAAGGAAAAACUUGAAAUUUGCAUAGCCCCUCCUCAACCCGAUCCGAUUCUGGAUCCUUUAUGAGUUCUUCAUCAAUCAGAUAAUCGCGGAUCCAAGUAGCAGCUCCUUCUUCAUCCAUUUCUUGCUUCUUCGUUACAGUGUUCCAUACAGAUACAGAGAUAUAGGUAGUGAUUCUGAACCUUGUUUUCUUCAUGUCUACUCAAAUAAAUGCUGAAACCCAUUAAUCUCUAAUGGAAGUUCCCAAAUCCCCUUCCAAAGAUAAACGAUUCGGAAACAAGCAUAAAUUGUUGUUUAAAACCGGUGCUGUCAUUUUCAUCCUUAUUCUCUUGUUUCUGGGUUUUUAUCUCGAGGCUUAUAGCUCGAAACCCAACACGUCAUCGUAUUACACUGUUGUUAUAGACUGUGGAAGCACAGGGACACGGGUUAAUGCAUAUGAAUGGAUGUUAGGGAGUGUUGUAGGUAAUAGAAAUUUGCCGGUUUUGCUGCAUUCAUAUCCUGAUGGUAAUGCAACAAAUAGGAAUAGUUCGUUUUGGAAAACCUCUUGUCAAUAUCAUUGUAUGCAAACCGAACCCGGGUUAGAUAAACUGGUUAAUGAUUCUUUAGGAGUCAGACAAGCUUUGGAGCCUUUGAUUGUUUGGGCGGAAAGUUUAGUUCCUCGAGAAAUGCACGGUGAUACGCCGAUUUUUGUUCUGGCUACUGCUGGACUGAGGAGGCUUAAGAGGGAGGAUGUGUUUCGGGUUUUGGAGGAUGUGGAGGCUGUUGUGAAAGAUCACUCUUUUAUGUUUGACAGGAGAUGGAUUAGGGUAUUGAGUGGGAGGGAGGAAGCUUAUUAUGGGUGGGUGGCUUUGAAUUACAAAAUGGGUAGCUUUGAUGAUGAUCAUCAGGGGUCUUCUACUUUGGGACUUGUUGAUUUGGGUGGCUCGUCGUUGCAGAUUGUGGUGGAGAUUGAUCGUGCUACUGGGGAUGAUGUGAACGCGAUGAGAUCGGAGUUCGGAUCAAUUGAACAUAGGAUUGUGGCGUACUCGUUGCCUGCAUUUGGGUUGAAUGAAGCGUUUGAUAGAACUGUUGUUAUGCUUAGAAAUAAUCAGAGUGCAGAAAGCACCAGAGGUAUAUCUGAACUCAGACAUCCUUGUCUGAUGUCUACUUUCGUACAAAACUAUACCUGCUCUUAUUGCUCGGGACUUGAUGCCACUGACCAAAAAAAUCAUAGCCAACCCCAGAACUCUUUAAGUCUUACUGGGGAGCCUGAUUGGGAACAAUGCAGAGAAAUAGCUAUUGCUGCUGCUAUGAACUUGAGCGAUUCCCAAGUGUCACAUCAGGCAGUUGGUUCAAAUUGCCAAGCAAGUAUGUUUUCUGGUAUUGGCACUGAUGCACUUAACUCAACAGCAGUUGCUCACCCAACGAAGCGAUUCCAUGCUUUAUCUGGUUUCUUUUUUGUCUACAACAAGCUAAAUUUGAGCCCAAGAGCCAAUUUAACAACAAUUUGGGAGUCAGGCAAGCAAAUAUGUUCAAAUUUAUGGGCUGGCUUGAGCAGUAUAUCUGACAAUCCAAAUUAUGCUGGACAAUUUUGUUUCCGCGUGGCUUAUAUGGCAUCACUGAUCGAGCAUGGUCUAUGUCUCGGUGAUGUAGAAAUGGAAUUCGGUCCAGGGGAUGUUUCCUGGACAUUAGGAGCUGCAUUGGUUGAAGGGAAAUUUCAAUGGUUAAAUAUUGCAAACCACAAAUCCCAAACUGUAAUUUCAGCUUUAAAGAAUGUGAAGGUCAUGUCUUCUUCAACUUGUCUUUUUGCUGUCCUUCUGUUGCUUUUAUUGAUUGUUUAUUGUACUCAAAUUAAGCUACCUAUGCCAAGCAGAAGAGCGUCUGCUCCUGGCUCGUCUUUGCCAUCACAUACUCAUACAAGACAUCGAGCUAACUAAUAUUUCAGUACUCUUUUAUAUUUCCUUUGCCAUCUUAUACUCAUUUUGAUAUGACAUGAUACCAAAUAUUUUAGAAAGCAAUGCUAUUUAAUAGGUGAGGUGCACUCAAAUUUUUUUAAAACCAUACACUACUAGGAAACUAGCUUUUUUCCCCUCCCAAUUUUCAGUGUCAUUUCCACAAAUAUAUAUAUAAAGAAUGGUUGGGGAGCUUUCUUGUGUUAGCUGUUGCUGCAUUUUUUUUGCCCGGAAAACAUGAUGUACAUUUUCAAUUAAUAUACUUUUGAAGCAAAUGUCACUGAAGACAUACUCAUGGUGGAUUCUUAACUUAAAGAUAUGUGUCUACAAUCAGCUACUGGUAAAAUACCCUUGCAUCCGCCCAGGUCGCGCAAAGUCAUUUAUCAUAUUAAUUAUUUACAUAAACAAUAUUUAAUCAACAUACAUAGAAGUUUGUUAUAAAAUAUUAAUUAGGUUUAAGUAAAUUAUAACACUCAAUAUUAGUGAGUAGUAACUUAUCAGCUUGUAUUAUUGUUUGAACAUCAGACACAGAAGAAAUAAGGGAUUUUGUUGUAGUUGAAAGUCUGUCAGGAAUAUCCAGUAUUAGUUUAAAUGCCAUGAAUAUUCUAUUUUCCUUAAUCGGAUUAUUACAUCACUCAUUGUUCUAUUGUCUUGAUGUUUUGGGGUCUGCUGAUGUGACAGUGGAGGAUAGCUUUCAAUUUCCCUGGCUGCUGACUCCUGACCAAUUAUACUAGUUAGAGUUAGCUCUGAAAGCAAUGUUACAUGGGAUGGAAGAUAGAAGACGAUUAAUCUUACACCAGUUUAUUGUAGUUGAAGUCAUUGAAUUCGUUAACUAUAAAUGGAUGAGUGCUUUCGUAAGUAUUACGCAUAACGCUUGGCGAUUAUGGUUCUGUGUGGUUCUGGUUCUGCUUCAAACAUAAUUGAGACUAGAGUACCUUCAAAAAUAGACACAUUUGGGGAAUCGAAAUUCCAACUAGAUCAACCUACAGCAUUGCUUAAGUUUUAUUCCAAACAAACUGAGAUGAAAACACAUUCACAUUUUCCAUUGUCAUGACACCAAAUGGUGAUUCUAUCAAAUACAAUUUUUUUCUUCCCCUCGAAUCGUACUAAAUGUUAGAAUCUCCAAUUCAACACCUAUGCACAAUCAAGGAGAGGAUUCACUAUCUUUGAAUCUUGGUGCAUUUGGUGACUUUGUGUCAAUAACUCUCUAAACCAUUAUUUAUAAUCAUUCAUAUAUCAUCAAAUAUACACUAAAGACACAAAGUUACUAAAUAUGAAAGAUACCUGAUCCUAUUCCUGCACAAACAUACUCAGACCAACAAAAAAGAAGCUAAAUAUCUUAUUUGUGGAAUUAAUGAUAUUGAAUUUAAUGUUUUCA